This is a messenger RNA of Torulaspora delbrueckii, 1773 nucleotides long. RefSeq names its product cyclin-dependent serine/threonine protein kinase SSN3 (gene SSN3). The record is from RefSeq and is a predicted model, not a curated record. Gene Ontology annotation, cellular component: mediator complex; nucleus. The transcript has a single exon. Gene Ontology annotation, biological process: protein phosphorylation. The coding region runs from base 1 to 1773 and encodes 590 amino acids. Gene Ontology annotation, molecular function: cyclin-dependent protein serine/threonine kinase activity; RNA polymerase II CTD heptapeptide repeat kinase activity; ATP binding. Lineage: Eukaryota; Fungi; Ascomycota; Saccharomycetes; Saccharomycetales; Saccharomycetaceae.
AUGUAUAAUGCCAAUGAAAGAGCCCCAUAUCAGAACAUGCAACCGGGACAGCAGAUAGGCCAGCAGCGUUUCCAGCAACAAGGCCAGCAGCAUUUGAGUGGCGAAAGCCUUUGGCAAAAUCAAUCAAGGCAAUAUAAUCAAGGUCAAACGUUUGAUAUGAAAAAUGGACCUCGAAAUCCACAUGGCAAGCAACCGAUGUUGAUGGCCAACAACGAUGUCUUCUCGAUUGGACCAUACAAGGCAAGAAAAGACAGUUCAAGGUUCUCCGUUCUGGAGAGAUAUGAAAUCAUUGGGUAUAUAGCUGCUGGUACCUAUGGUAAAGUUUACAAAGCAAAGAGGCGGCCUGAUUCUCAGGACGGUGGAGGCAAUAACGACGAGUCUCCAACCAUCGAAUUCAAUGGUAUGAGAGGUAUUUUUAACGACACAAGCAAUCUCGACACAAGCAACGUUAAUAUGAGAAGCUCAGAAUCUGCUUUUACAGAUCUGCGACCGGCAGAUCAGAAUGGAGGUCCACCCAAUGUCAUGCAGAUGUCUAAUCCAGCCAGCAUAGGGAACUUGUCAAGCACAAGCUCCACUGAUCUUCCAAAUCUAGCUAGAAACAAAGCACCUUCCACUUUUUAUGCUAUCAAGAAAUUUAAGACGGAAAGAGAAGGUAUGGAACAACUACAUUAUACUGGCAUAUCACAAAGUGCCUGUAGAGAGAUGGCACUUUGUCGAGAACUCAACAACAGGCAUCUAACCAAAUUAGUCGAGAUAUUCCUUGAAAGGAAGAGCAUAUACAUGGUAUAUGAAUAUGCUGAACAUGAUCUGCUACAAAUCAUCCACUUCCAUUCGCAUCCAGAAAAACGUAUGGUUCCUCAAAAAAUGAUUUGCUCAAUCAUGUGGCAGAUACUUGAUGGAGUAUCUUAUUUGCACCAGAACUGGAUCCUUCAUCGAGACUUGAAACCAGCAAACAUCAUGGUGACCCUAGAUGGUUGUGUAAAAGUUGGUGACCUGGGUCUAGCGCGGAAAUUCUCAAGCAUGCUACAAACAUUGUAUACUGGUGAUAAGGUGGUAGUGACGAUUUGGUAUAGAGCACCAGAACUUUUAUUGGGGGCAAGACAUUAUACUCCAGCCAUCGAUCUCUGGGCUGUGGGAUGCAUAUUCGCUGAACUAAUAGGGUUGCGACCAAUUUUCAAAGGUGAAGAAGCUAAGAUGGACUCCAAAAAAAGUGCGCCAUUUCAGGCAAAUCAAUUACAAAAAAUUUUGGAGGUGUUGGGUACACCAACACCAAAAACAUGGCCUCACAUUCAGAAGUAUCCCGAGUAUGAUCAGUUAUGCAAAUUUUCAAAGUACAGAGAUAACCUAGCAACUUGGUAUCACGCAGCAGGUGGUCGAGACAAGAGUGCUUUCGAUCUUCUUCACCAGCUUUUAAGAUACGACCCAAUAGCGAGAAUUGAUGCUGACACUGCUUUAGAUCAUGAUUAUUUUACUAAUGGAGACAAUCCAGUGUGCGAUAAUGCAUUCGAUGGAAUAAACUACAAGUAUCCAGCUCGGAGAAUUCACACAAACGAUAACGACAUCAUGAAUUUAGGCGCUCCUAAAGGUAAAAAUGUUAGUCAGCAGCAGAAUGCUGCUGCUAAUAAUUCUUCUUCGACAGCUCUAGGAGGGUUAGGGGUCAAUAGACGAAUCCUAGCUGCAGCUGCGGCUGCAGCUGCAGCUGUCUCGGGAAGUAAUCAAAGCACUAGCUCAAACUCACGCUCUUCUGAGCAUGUAAGGAAAAAGAGGAGAUAA